AUGGCGGCCGCAUUGCUGUCAAAUAAGCAAUUGCAUAAAUUUAUUAAAAAUAAUAUAAAAUUUGCUAAGUCGUUUUCUAGUAGUCAAUCUUUUAUACUAAAUAAAUCGCAACUGGGUAUCAUUUGUCAACAAUGUGCUACUACCAGCUAUUACAGGCAUUACUCAACAUCACCCCCUGGGCCGAAAGUGGGUCCAGACACUGCAGGAAAUGUACUAGCUGCUGUAUUAGCAAACAAACCGAAGACUGGAAAAAUUCCAGUUGGUAUCCAAAAAAGAGACUGCUUUCACCCAGGUGCAUCUGUUUUGUCUCGUGAAGAUAUUAACUUGGGUGAUGCGAAGCCGGUUACUGGAGCGGAUAUGAUUAGAGGCAUGUUGGAGUAUGUAUGGCCUAAGGACAAUGAAAUGAUCAGACGUCGAGUGAUGCUCUCGGUGUCCUUGCUCUUUGGUGCGAAAAUAAUGAACGUCACCGUACCGUUCCUGUUCAAGUAUGCGGUAGAUGAAGUGAAUAAUAUGACUGCAGCGCAUGGAGACGCCAUAUUAGGCAUGGCUACUGUGCCUCAAGCUUUAGGGACAACGGCUUUCAGUUUGUUAUUGGGAUAUGGUAUCGCACGAGCAAGUGCUGCGGGCUUCAACGAGUUGCGUAACGCCGUGUUCGCCAAGGUGGCUCAGCACUCCAUCAGGAAGCUGGCCUGCAACGUGUUCAUACAUCUACACAACUUGGACUUGAGCUUUCACCUGGGCAGACAGACAGGAGCACUGUCUAAGACGAUAGACCGCGGUUCUCGCGCCAUUAACUUCGUGUUGUCGGCGAUGGUGUUCAACAUUGUGCCAACGAUUUUCGAACUGACGCUUGUGUCCGCCAUUUUGGGGCUCAAAGGAGGCCUCGCCUUCACCGGUCUGGCGUGGAGCUGCGUGGGCGUGUACGCGGUGUACACGCUCGCCAUCACGCAGUGGCGGACAAAGUUCCGCGUGCACAUGAACAAGGCCGAGAACGAGGCCGGCAACAAGGCCAUCGACUCGCUCAUCAACUACGAGACUGUCAAGUAUUUCAACAACGAGAAGUACGAGCUGCAGAAGUACGACGCGAGCCUGAAGGUGUACGAGCACGCGUCGCUCAAGACCGCGUCGAGCCUGGCCGCGCUCAACUUCGGCCAACACGCCAUCUUCAGCGCUGGACUCAGCCUCAUCAUGAUCAUGGCCGCCAAACAGAUCGCACAGGGAAACAUGACAGUGGGUGACCUGGUGAUGGUGAAUGGUCUGCUGUUCCAGCUGUCCAUCCCUCUGGGCUUCCUGGGCUCCGUGUACAGGGAGGUGAGGCAGGCUCUCAUUGACAUGCAGACCAUGUUCACUUUAAUGACGGUGCAGUCCAGGAUAAAGGAGAAGCCUCAAGCUCCUCCGUUGAAGGUGGACGCGAAGACCUCGACGAUAGAGUUCAAGGACGUGAGCUUCAAGUACAUCAACGGGAAGCCGAUCUUCAACAAUCUCAGCUUCAGCAUUCCUGCUGGCAAGAAAAUUGGCAUCGUCGGAGGGUCCGGCAGCGGAAAAUCCACAAUGGUGCGGCUGCUGUUCAGAUUUUUCGAGCCACAGUCGGGCAAUAUAACGAUAGCGGGACAGAACAUAAAGGACGUAGACCUGGCCAGUCUCAGGCAGGCCAUUGCUAUAGUCCCACAGGACUGUGUACUGUUCCACGACACGAUAUUCCACAACCUGCACUACGGUGACCUCACCCAGCCCGACGAGAAGGUGUACAACGCCAGCAAGAUGGCCGAACUGCACGAGUCUGUGAAGACUUGGCCCAAGGGCUACCAGACGCAGGUGGGCGAGCGCGGGCUGAAGCUGUCGGGCGGAGAGAAGCAGCGCGUGGCCAUCGCCAGGGCCAUCCUCAAGGACGCGCCCAUCAUCGUGUUCGACGAGGCCACCUCCAGCCUCGACUCGCUCACCGAACAUGCCAUCCUGCAGGCCCUGAAGGCCGCGACGGUGGGCCGCACGUCCAUCUGCAUCGCCCACCGCCUGUCGACGGUUGCGGACGCCGACGAGAUCCUGGUUCUGGAGCGCGGCUCCAUCUCCGAGCGCGGCACUCACGACUCGCUCCUCGCCAAUAGCGAGUCGCUCUACAGCCGCCUGUGGGACAAGCAGAACAAAGAUUUCUCCGUAAAACAGAACUCUACCUCAAGCACAAGUAACUCUUAA
Molecule: messenger RNA, 2190 nt
Organism: Arctia plantaginis
Lineage: Eukaryota; Metazoa; Arthropoda; Insecta; Lepidoptera; Erebidae
Source: the annotation of a GenBank genome assembly